UUUUACAUAACAAAAGAAACGAAGGGCCUUCUCGACAGCGUUUUCUUCUUAAAAAUGAAAGAAAAAAAAAGUAAUAGUAAAAUAAAAUAAACUUUAAGCUCAGCCAUAGGAGAAGGGAGAGUAGAUUGUAAGUAACUUGACAAAUCAAAUUUUCUGUAGUCGCGAAAUUAGGUUUAAGAUUGAUAUGGAGCGGAUUCCGGCUUUAAUAUCAUUAUUGGUGAUGGUGAUGGUGAUAGAGAUGGCAAGGACUUCGGCUGAGCAAGAAAAUAAGUCAUCUUCUGCAGGACUGUUUUGGUCAACGGCCAAAGAGGAAGGGGAUCUGGUGCACAAGGCUGGACCUGCUGAUGAUUCCACCGCCGCCGUCGAUAACGCUGACGGUGGAUUUUCUUCUCUCGAUGGGAUGUUGCAGUGGGCCAUAGGUCAUUCUGAUUCGGCUAAACUAAAGGAAACCGCGCAAGAUGUUCAACGUCUCUCUCCCUCGGAGCUCAACCAGCGACAGUUGGAAAUAAAGGAACUUGUGGAAAAGUUAAAAAUGCCAUCAGAUGCACAGUUGAUGCAAAUUGCACUAGAUGACUUGAAUAAUUCAUCUUUGUCUAUAGAAGAUCGCCACCAUGCUUUGCAAGAACUUUUGAUACUUGUUGAGCCAAUAGAUAAUGCAAAUGAUUUUUGUAAACUUGGUGGGCUUGCUGUGAUUAUACGGGAGCUUAAUCACCCUGACCCAGAUAUAAGGAAAAUUUCUGCAUGGAUACUUGGGAAAGCAAGUCAAAAUAAUCCAUAUGUUCAGAAGCAGGUCCUGGAACUUGGGGCAUUGGCAAAACUAAUGGAAAUGGUGAAUUCUAGUUCCGCAGAUGAAGCCACUAAAGCAUUUUAUGCUGUGUCAGCCUUGAUCCGGAAUAAUGUGGCUGGUCAGCAAUUGUUCUAUGUGGAAGCUGGAGACAAGAUGCUUCAGGACAUAUUGAGCAACCCCAGCGUGGAUGCUAGGCUACGCAGGAAGGCUGUGUUUCUGGUUGGUGAUCUGGCUGAGUGCCAGUUAGAAAAUAUAGAUAAAGCUGAGAUGCCAUUUUUCAGCAAUCAUUUAUUCUUGAAGUCUGUGGUUGAUCUAACUGCAUCAAAUGACCUUGAUCUCCAGGAUAAGGCGCUGGUUGCAAUUAAGAAUCUCCUGCAACUUAGAACAACUGAAGCUACUGUUUUCAAGGACUUUUGUAGACUGGAUGAUGCUUUGGAGAGGAUGAAGAAGCAGCUGGAGGAUUUGAUGUUGGAGGAAUAUCACAGAGAAUAUGUUAUAGAUGUGGAAGGCCUUCGCAAAGAAGUGGAACUCAUUUUUCAGGCAAAGUUGGGGAAAGUAUGAGAUUACUUCAUUGGAUCUUUAAUUUAAUUUGGUGAACUUUGGCUAAGGAGUUUAUAAUUAACAGGUGAUAACGGUGCCAACAUGACAGCAUGUUUCGGCCUUACAAACGUAGCAGGAUGUUUCAUACUUCACCUCUUAUCAUGGAGCUGAACAUGUCAAUAGGAAGAUGAGUUAGUUUUGUUGUAUCCCUUGGCAAGAGAAAAGUUUGCUGAUAAGGAAACUGGUAGGUGGGAAAAAGCAGUUUCUGGGAUGAUGCUUCCCAACUUUCAAGUAGGGUUGAUAAUUCAUCGAAUCCGAUUCAAUACAUAGUAUUAUAAAUUUUCAAAAGUUAAUUCGAAUUCAAAUCAGUCAGUUCAGUAUAUUGGUUUUUUAAAAA
This is a messenger RNA of Durio zibethinus, 1724 nucleotides long. RefSeq names its product ARM repeat superfamily protein. Gene Ontology annotation, cellular component: endoplasmic reticulum. NCBI's taxonomy places the organism in Eukaryota, Viridiplantae, Streptophyta, Magnoliopsida, Malvales, Malvaceae. The record is from RefSeq and is a predicted model, not a curated record. Gene Ontology annotation, molecular function: adenyl-nucleotide exchange factor activity.